AUGCCGGACUGGUCGAGCGUCGCUGAGAUCACCAAGGAUAGCGAGGUCUUUAUCCGCUUGAUCUUCGCCCUCUUCGGUCUUUACUGCUGGGAGCUCUUCUCGACCUGCACCUUUGAGUGGUCCCUCAUCCAGAAGAAACGCCAGUUUAAGUGGCCUUUGGUGAGAGUUAUAUCCCUGCCGACCAUCGUCUUCUUCUUCCUCUGUCGAUACUGCAUACUGUGGGCCCUCAUCGGACUGAUCAUCUCCUUUUCCGUCGAGUCCGAGGUUAACUGCAAUGCACUAUACACCUUCAACUCCUUUUGCGGGAACAUGGCGAUCCUCGCAGCGUCGACUACCCUGAUGCUGCGGACGAUCGCCUUGUGGGAACGUUCCCUGAAGGUCGUCAUCCCCGUCGGCAUUCUCUGCCUGGGCCACUGGGGCCUGCUCUGGUACGGCAUGUUCAUUGUCAGCGCGACGUGGGACCCCCAGGCGGGCGCGUGCGCCGUCGACAAGACCAACCAUAUCUUCCUUAGUAUCAACCUGUUGUACACUAUGGCGUUUGAUUUAACCGUCCUUGUUCUGACUAUGACUUCGUUGUUCCGGUCGGAGGGGCGUUCGGGUCUGUGGAAGAUGCUCUUCAAGGAUGGGCUGGUGUACUUCCUGGUGACGGCUGGCGCAAACACUUUGCCUGCUAUCCUGAACCUCCUAAACCUCAAUAUCAACGUCGGAUGUCCAUUCGUCGAGUCUCACAAACGUCUGUCGCCCGCAGCAUUGCCACAGUCCCCGCCGCAACCGUCGCGUAAGUCUGAUAACCUCUCCGAUCUAGCACCCAUCCUGACACCCGGUGCCUUGCCCAGGUCGAUCGCAGCAUGCCGAGCCGUCAUCCGGUUGCAGGACUACGCCAAGAAGGACCCGUACGUGCACAGCGCGUCGCUGAUCGCGAACGAGGUGCGCCUGUCGCGGUACGGCGCGAGCGUGAAGGCGCCGCGGUACAACAUCACGCGGCCCGAGAUUCACGUCACGACUGACCAGAUCGUCAUGGAGGACAUGUCGCCGGUAUCGCCCACGGCGGUGGGCUCGCAGUACGACGGGCGGCCAUUCGAUGGGACGAACGGGACCCUGAAGAUGAAGGGCUCCGAGGGCUCGCUCGACUCUUCGUCCUCGCACGGGAUCCACGUCCAGUUCGCCAGCACAAAAGAGGCGGACGAGUUCGCCGCGCACGCUGUCUGA
Messenger RNA from Gloeophyllum trabeum ATCC 11539, 1209 nucleotides. RefSeq lists its product as uncharacterized. The record is from RefSeq and is a predicted model, not a curated record. The transcript has 12 exons. Bases 1 to 1209 code for a protein of 402 amino acids. NCBI's taxonomy places the organism in Eukaryota, Fungi, Basidiomycota, Agaricomycetes, Gloeophyllales, Gloeophyllaceae.